Molecule: messenger RNA, 1033 nt
Organism: Solanum dulcamara
Lineage: Eukaryota; Viridiplantae; Streptophyta; Magnoliopsida; Solanales; Solanaceae
Exons: 3
Coding region: 263-871 (202 amino acids)
Source: RefSeq, a predicted model, not a curated record
UUCUCAACCUUGAAAAGCCGACGAAAAAAACGGUUCCUCUUGUGAAUGAUUAUAAUAGAAAGCUCAAUGCCCCACCAAGAAAAAACCAAAGGGUGAAAAGAAAAGAGAGAGCACAACAAUUUUCUCCAUCAAUCUUCCUCUCUUGUUUCUCUAUCUUUUCUUUUUUUCCUUUGAAUACAAAUCAAAGGAAAAACAGAAAAAACAUCCCUACUCAUUUUCCCCUGUUUUUUCCUUCUUCCAAUUCUUUAUAAUAUAAUAAAAUAUGGGUUGUGGGGAAUCAAAGCACGCAGUUGCAACGGAGAAUGCCACCAUUCCGAAGAAGAAGAGAUCAUUGAGUUCUAAAUCCGACUCCACAAAGGGUGAAAAUGUCUCGGAAAUUGAAAAAGGGGUUGCAGAAAUUAAAAGUGAUGAGAAAGUGGAGGUAAUGGCAACGAAGGUGGAGAAGGAGGAGUUAAUUGCAACUAAAGUGGUGGCUGUGGAAAAAGAAGAAGAUAAAGAAAAUAAAGAAAUGGUGGAAUUGGAAAAUGAAGUUGUUGUUGAAAAGAAGGAAGAGAAAGUUGUAGAGCCGAAGAAUGCAAUUGAUGAAACAACCCCUGUUGCUGUUGCGGAGAAGAAGAAUGAAAAUGAUGAAACAACCCCUGUUGCUGUUGAAGAGAAGAAAGAAUCUAUUGAAGAGAUUAAAGCAGAAGAGAAAACUGAGGAAACCAUCAGGCCAAUUGAAAAAGAGAAAGAGAAGGAAGAAGUUAGCCCUGCUUCUGAGGCCACAGAUGCUGCUAAACCAGAACCUGCCAAAGAUGUUGAUAAACCAGAAACAGAGGAAAAGCCAAAAGAGGAGAAUGCAACAGCAACUACAGAUUCGAAAACAGAUUAAAGUGCAAGUAUGGGCAUAUGGAAGAAGGAUGUUUAUUAGUUUAAUCCUUGCUUUUUAAAGCUUGUUGAAAUUUCCAGCUUAAGUAACAUAUUUGACGUUCCACCUGUUCUCAUAUACUACUCUCUUCUGCUUAUAUAUUUAUAUAUCCCAUUUUCAUCUUAA